AUGGAACACACGUACAUGAAAUGUUGCAAUACUGAGUUCUUCAUCUAUAUUGUAGCAGUUGUGUUUCUAGUCUUGUGUGCUGGCCUAAUGUCUGGUCUCACUUUAGGCCUCAUGUCUAUGAGCAUUAUUGAUCUUGAGGUUCUUGCAAAAUCUGGAACCCCUAAAGACCGUCUCCAUGCUUCAAAGAUAUUACCCAUUGUGAAGCAACAACAUCUAUUGCUAUGUACGCUUCUGAUCAGCAAUGCUGCUGCUAUGGAGGCACUUCCUGUUUUUCUUGACGAGUUAGUGCCAGAUUGGGGAGCAAUUCUUCUUUCAGUGACAUUGAUACUUCUCUUUGGUGAGAUCAUACCACAAUCUCUCUGUACAAGAUAUGGGUUAGCCAUUGGUGCAACUGUUGCUCCACUUGUCCGCAUUCUUAUUUGGUUUUGGUUUCCGAUAGUCUAUCCAAUAAGCAAGAUCUUAGACUACCUUUUGGGGAAAGGGCACAAAGCUCUAUUUCGGCGAGCUGAAUUGAGAACACUAGUUGACAUGCACGGUAAUAAGGCAGGAAAGGGGGGAGAAUUAUCGGUUCAUGAGACAACUAUAAUUGCAGGAGCACUUGAGCUCACUGAGAAGAAAGCAAGGGAUGCCAUGACUCCUAUAUCUGAAACUUUUGCUAUUGAUAUCACUGCCAUCCUUGACAGGGAACUGAUCAAUUUAAUCUUGGAGAUGGGACAUAGCAGGAUUCCAGUGUACUACGAACAUCGAACAAACAUAAUUGGACUUGUCCUGGUAAAGAAUUUGGUGACACUAAAUCCAAGGGACAAGGUGCCCGUGAAGAAUGUAACAAUACGGCGUAUCCCAAGAGUUUCAGAGACAAUGCCAUUGUAUGACAUACUAAAUGAAUUCCAGAAAGGUCUCAGCCACAUUGCUGCAGUUGUUAAACAGCCAGAUACCACGACCGAGAAAGAAAGCGUCAACCUGUGGAAUGGUGGUGAGGAAGAACUUACAGUCCAUAAAUUUUCUUGGCAUUUUCCCAUAGUCUAGCUCAUCUAUUCCUCUGUCUCUGUCUUACUUUUCCGAGCUGAUUUCUACAUGUGCAAUGCCACACUUCAUUAAUAGAAGUGAGAUUGAACAUUCCUGGAGAAAGCUGUUAUCGGAUGAAAAGCUCAAGGGCUGGACGAUCACUGAGGAAGUCGAAGAGAUUCAGUGCAAGUAUCUCACGAAGGGAAUUCUCAA
Molecule: messenger RNA, 1218 nt
Organism: Lycium ferocissimum
Lineage: Eukaryota; Viridiplantae; Streptophyta; Magnoliopsida; Solanales; Solanaceae
Product: DUF21 domain-containing protein At2g14520-like
Exons: 9
Coding region: 1-1026 (341 amino acids)
Biological process (GO): magnesium ion homeostasis
Cellular component (GO): intracellular membrane-bounded organelle
Source: RefSeq, a predicted model, not a curated record